CUCAAACCCAAACAAGAUCCUUCUCCUCCUUUUUUUGUUUUCCUUCGCCGUCGAAUUUUUCAAGGAGCUUUUGGGUUUUUAUCUUCUCCGUAGUGAUAAAACAGACUUAUAAUUUUCGUAGGUUUUUAACGACGAGUGUUUGCUUUGUUUCUCCGUCGUCUGUUUCUCCGUCGUUUGAUUUCUUAGUUCUAUCCUCAGAGGGGAAACAUACGAAUUCCGAGGAUUUCGAAUUUAGGGUUCAAGUAGCGGUUUCGCAUUGGGUUCAUCGAGUAUUGAGCCGAUUUGCGAGAGGAAUUGAACACGUUUCGAGGUUUUUUUCUUUUUCUUUCCCGGAGGUUUGAGGAGCGAAUCUGUUUGUUUGAUGAAAUUAGGGUUUUCGAGUCGGAAUUUGGAUGGUCCUUUAUGCUGAGUAGCCCAGAAUCGUUGAGUUGGGACAUGAUUUUGAAACGGACCUUGACAUUCGAGAAUCAGAAUCUGAAGAGGUGCAAAAUUGAUUCAGAAAUUGAUUAUGGGAGCAAAAAGGGUGAGAUUAUGGUGUAUAAGAAGAGACAAAGAGCAACCGUGGAUCAACCAUGUUCAGAACCCGAACUUCUUACCAGUAGCUCAAGCUCCUUGACCAGUAAAGAUUCUCAGCCGGUCUCAGACCAGUCCAAGUCUUCGCGGGGCAGAGUUCGAGCGGUUCCUUCAAGGUUCAGCGAUUCGGUUGUUGGUUCAUGGAAAGUCAGCCGUCGUAAGGUCGAGUCGACGGAGUCUAGCCAUGAUGACGAUGCAUAUCUCGGGAAGAAGGCCAAAGGUUUCAGUGGAAGCUCGAGACUGAAUCGCAGCAAAGGCUCGAAGCUGAUUCCACGUAAGGAUAACGGAGACAGCAGCGAAGUAGAUUUUGAUGGGUGGGAUGUUAAAAUUUCCACGUUGUCUUCCUCCGACGACGCUAAUUCUGGAAUGCUGAACCAGUCCGACGCCACGCGUAAGGGCGUGUACAAACCAGAGGACUUUACGGUCGGCGAUCUUGUCUGGGCCAAGUGUGGGAAAAAAUUCCCAGCAUGGCCGGCUGUGGUGAUCGAUCCAUUAUCACAAGCGCCUACUGCGGUCUUGAAACAUUGCGUCCCUGGAGCAAUAUGUGUCAUGUUUUUUGGGUAUUCCAAGAAUGGAACUCAGAGGGACUAUGCAUGGGUAAGACAAGGAAUGAUGUAUCCGUUUACGGAAUUUAUGGACAAAUUUCAGGAUCAGACAAACUUGUACAAUUACAAACCAAGUGAAUUUAAGAAGGCACUAGAGGAAGCAGUUUUGGCAGAAAAUGGGGUCGAGGGUAAUUUUGGAGCUGCUGAAAUUAGCUGCCCAGAUUCCUCUGCGACUGAAUCCGACCAGGAGUAUGGGCCUACUUCUAAAACUCAGGGUUCAUGUCAUGCAGACAUAACGACCUGUGACGGUUGUGGCUCAGUAAUGCCAUUAAAAUCUCUAAAAAGGACAAAAGGGUCACAACCUGAAGAGCUUUUAUGCAAACACUGUUCUAAGUUGCGGAAAUCCAAUCAGUAUUGUGGCAUUUGCAAGAGAAUAUGGCACCCUUCAGAUGAUGGAGAUUGGGUUUGUUGUGAUGGGUGUGAUGUAUGGGUACAUGCUGGGUGCGACAACAUUUCAAACAAGCGUUUUAAGGAACUGGAGCACAACAAUUACUAUUGCCCAAGUUGUAAAGGUCGGCAUGAGAUUUCACCAGCAUUAUUAGAAGAACAGAACUCAGUGUUCAAGUCUACAGAAAAGGUGACAGAGACUGAGCUGCCUGAUGAGGUUACUGUAGUCUGUAAUGGCAUGGAAGGAACGUAUAUCAGAAAACUUCAUGCAAUUGAGUGCAAGUGUGGUUCAUGUGGGUCAAGGAAGCAGUCACCAAGUGAAUGGGAACGGCAUACGGGCUGCAGAGCAAAAAAGUGGAAGUAUAGCGUAAGAGUGAAAGGCACAAUGCUACCUCUAGAAAAAUGGAUUGCAGAGUUUAGUACCUACACUAUAGAAACCCAGAUGUUAGAUAAGCAGAAGAUGCUCUCUUUGCUGGAAGAAAAGUAUGAGCCAGUCAGUGCUAAGUGGACAACUGAAAGGUGUGCUGUAUGCAGAUGGGUAGAAGACUGGGAAGAAAAUAAAAUGAUCAUCUGUAACAGAUGUCAGGUGGCUGUGCACCAAGAAUGCUAUGGGGUAAGCAAAUCACAAGACCUCACCUCCUGGGUAUGUAGAGCAUGUGAAACACCAGAUAUUGAGAGAGAGUGUUGUCUUUGUCCUGUAAAAGGCGGUGCUUUAAAACCAAGCGAUGUCGAGGGUUUUUGGGUUCAUGUAACAUGUGCUUGGUUCCGACCGGAAGUUGGGUUUCUGAAUCAUGAAACUAUGGAGCCUGCUGUUGGACUUUUUAAAAUUCCAGCAAAUUCAUUUCUUAAGGUUUGCACAAUUUGUAAGCAGACACAUGGUUCCUGCGUGCAUUGCUGCAAGUGUGCCACUCACUUCCACGCAAUGUGUGCAUCACGGGCAGGUUACAACAUGGAGUUGCACUGCCUGGAGAAAAAUGGUGUGCAGAGAACCAGGAAAUCAGUUUACUGUUCUUUUCACAGGAAGCCAGAUCCAAAUAGUGUUGUAGUUGUGCACACACCCUCAGGAGUAUUUGGCUCUAGAAAUUUGCUUCAGAAUCAAAAUGGGCGCACCAAAGGUUCAAGACUUGUUAUGACUAAGAAGAUAAAGGUUCCAGGUUCCGAAAUCCAAACACAAGCUGAACAGAGUCAUGUAUUUGAUUCUCAGUCUGCAGCAAGAUGCCGUAUAUAUCGUAGAUCAAACACAAAGAAGAUUGAUCUGGAGGCGAUAUACCACAGGCUCAAGGGACCAAGCCAUCAUUCUUUGGUUGAAAUCGAGAAUCUAAAUUCUUUUAAGGAAGCAGAUUUUCUCUCAUUCAGAGACCGGCUAAAACAUUUGCAGAGGACGGAAAGUUUGCGGGUCUGCUUUGGUAAAUCUGGCAUACAUGGAUGGGGUCUGUUUGCAAGGACAAGUAUUCAAGAGGGAGAAAUGAUUAUCGAGUAUCUAGGGGUGAAAGUUAGGAGAAGUGUUGCAGAUCUGAGAGAGGCAAAGUACCGUUCUCAAGGCAAAGAUUGUUACCUAUUUAAGAUAAGCGAAGAGAUAGUGAUUGAUGCCACAGACUCUGGAAACAUAGCACGCUUGAUCAAUCAUUCAUGUAUGCCCAAUUGCUAUGCCCGUAUAGUGAGUAUGGGUGAUGGCGAAGACAACAGAAUCGUCCUCAUUGCAAAGACCAAUGUCUCAGCUGGCGAAGAGCUUACGUAUGAUUAUCUCUUUGAGGUUGAUGAAUCUGAAGAAAUCAAAGUGCCUUGCCUUUGUAAAGCUCCGAACUGCCGCAAAUUCAUGAACUAGAUAGAGCUUUUUAAGUCUGAAGUCUAAACCAUUCUUGCAAACGUUCAAACUUGCUGCAAAUUUGAACAGUAACGACGGUGGGAAGUUAACCGUUUUUUUACUCGGUGGCUAGCUCAUGCUGACUUCUUCCCGAUUGAUUCAUUAGUUACACCGGUUAAAGUGUGUGCUCGCUGCGUACAUUAGCCGGCGUGGCAAUUUUGUAAAUUUGUAGAAUUAACCAACUCUAGGAAAAAACCUCCAUAGAGAAAGAAGACAUUAAUUUUGAUUCGACCCUAAAGGUCCACAGAAUGUUCAAGUGUCUAUAGCUUUUUAGUAUCUUGCAUUUAUAUAGUUUCGGUACCCAAAGUUUCUAUAA
This is a messenger RNA of Capsella rubella, 3745 nucleotides long. Its product is annotated as histone-lysine N-methyltransferase ATX3. Lineage: Eukaryota; Viridiplantae; Streptophyta; Magnoliopsida; Brassicales; Brassicaceae. Gene Ontology annotation, molecular function: protein binding. The transcript is spliced from 23 exons. Gene Ontology annotation, biological process: regulation of transcription by RNA polymerase II. The record is from RefSeq and is a predicted model, not a curated record. Bases 403 to 3390 code for a protein of 995 amino acids.